Etheostoma spectabile (orangethroat darter) is the source of this 3102-nucleotide messenger RNA. It is a transcript of the gene th2, whose product is annotated as tyrosine hydroxylase 2. Gene Ontology annotation, biological process: dopamine biosynthetic process from tyrosine. Gene Ontology annotation, cellular component: cytoplasm; perikaryon; axon. NCBI's taxonomy places the organism in Eukaryota, Metazoa, Chordata, Actinopteri, Perciformes, Percidae. The record is from RefSeq and is a predicted model, not a curated record. Gene Ontology annotation, molecular function: tyrosine 3-monooxygenase activity; iron ion binding.
GGGGGGGGGGGGGGGCAAGAUGGAGGCUGGGGGUGUGGCCUUGACCAACUGCCACUUUGCUUGUUUGAAAGCCAUGAUAUCUCUCUCUCAUGGGUGGGCAGAAUUCUCUGGGUGGGCAAAGCAGAGAAAGGGGCGGUAACCUUACCCCUUAUGACCUCAUAAGGAGCAAGAUUCGAGAUUGGCCCAUCUGAGCUUUCAUUUUCUCUAAGGCAGAGCAGGAUACCCAGGGCUCGGUUUACACCUAUCACCAUUUCUAGCCACUGGGGGACCACAGGCAGGCUGGGGGAACUCAUAUUAAUGUUAAAAAACCUCAUAAAGUAAACGCCAUGGGACCUUUAACCUAAAUGAUCUCUUUAGUGACUUUGAUGAAUUACAAACCCAAAAUGUAAACAUCUAAUAUGAAAAGAAAUGAGAAUCUUUUCGAUGCACUUCAAACCUAAGAUCAUAGUGACAGAUCAUUUCUGCCCCUAGCUUUCAUUUUGCUUGGCUAAAUGAAAUGUUUUGUAUUUGCAUGCAACGUUUUAACGAAAAAAUAUAUAUGAUAAUUACUUCUUACAUACCUUUUAAUAAUAUUGUACAGGUGUUUUCCAUCAUGGUGUCUACAACAUAUAUCCAGCCUGUGUGGGCUUACAGGAUGACAAACAUUUAAAGAAUAUUACAAAAAGUCCAGAAAUAAAGAAAUCUACUACCUCAUCCUGUGGGCACCCAUGGCUGACUGCUGUAUGGACAGAUAAUAAAUGAUACAAACACAGUUGUAAAAACAUAAAACAUGAUGUAAUUGUUGACAAAUCCUGAACAUUAAUAAACAGAAGAGUCUUAUUUCAUUAUAACUGUUCAUUAUUAAUUAUUUUAUCAUUUAUGAGCUUGUUUAUAUACCAACAUUCAGUUAAGGCGGUGGAGUUGUGGCCAAAUUAAUAAACAACUAAAAUGUUGAUUAUAGUUUGUCAUAGAGUAGAUUAUUUAUUAAACGUGUUUCACGCUGCUUAUGGAGAUUAAAAUAAAGUGUAACCGAAAUACAAUGAGAAGUUUUUAGGCUGGAAGUCAUUGAUUUAGAAAUAAAUAUUAUAUAGGCUAUUAUAAAUCCUCUAAUAAGCGCUUCCCCUUUAUGAACCAUUUAUGUAACCCAAAAUUACCGGUUUCACUUGAAUGCAUCUGUGAUUCAUAAUGCUAAAAAAAAAAAGAAACGUGAAAAAACACGCACGUGCGCAACUGAUCUCCAUAAAGCCCUCAGAUGACAGGGUACUUAAAGGUGUCCGCGAGGUGACGAUGGCACACAUCCAGUUGGCUCCGGGCCCUCCGGGAAGCCCCCAGCAGAGACCCCACGGCCCGCAGAUGAAGACGGAGAACGGGGUGCAGACGGCCGGCUUCAGCGGCAGGAAGCAGAGCCUGAUCGAGGACGCCCGCAGGGAGCGCAGCAGCAGCUCGGCGGGCUCCCCGGGGCCCUCCCGGUACGGAGACGGCUUCGUGUUCGAGGAGAAGGACGGCAGGGUCACGCUGAACGUCCUCUUCUCUCUCAGCAAUGAGAAAAACGCCGGAUUCUUCAAAACUGGGAAAAUAUUUGAGACGUUUGAAGCGAAACUUCUCCACAUCGAAAGCCGACCGGGGAGGAAGUUAAAGAACAGCGCGACGGACCUGGAGCUGUUCAUGAAGUGUGAGGUUCACAGCUCUGACCUGGACGCUUUCACCAACUCACUGAAGAGAGUGGUGGACGACGUCCGCUCCCUACCAGAGGAAAAAGUUCCGUGGUUUCCCCAACAGAUAAAAGACCUCGACAGAUGCAACAUGUUAAUAACCAAAUUUGAUCCGGACAUGGACCAGGACCAUCCAGGAUACAGCGAUUCAGAAUACAGAAAAAGACGGGCUUACAUCUGUGAGCUAGCCUCCACUUACAAACAGGGGGACCCGUUGCCCAUUGUGGAGUACACAGCAGAGGAAGUGUUCACAUGGAGGGAGGUUUACCGGCAGCUGCGGAGUAUUUACCCCGGUCUGGCCUGCAGGCAGUUCAUGGACGGGCUGCAGCAGCUGGAGAAAGAGUGUGGCUACGGAGAGGACCGCAUCCCUCAGCUCAGAGAGGUCUCUGCCUUCCUGAAAGAGAAAACUGGUUUCCAGCUGCGUCCGGUGGCCGGCCUGCUGUCAGCCAGGGACUUCCUGACCAGUUUGGCCUUCCGGGUGUUUCAGUGCACACAGUACAUCCGUCACUCCUCAGCGCCCAUGCACUCCCCUGAGCCGGACUGCUGCCAUGAACUACUCGGCCAUAUUCCCAUGCUGGCAGAUAAAGAAUUCGCCCAGUUUUCACAGGAGAUUGGACUUGCCUCGCUCGGAGCUUCAGAUGAAGACAUCCAGAAACUGUCAACGUUAUAUUGGUUCACUGUGGAGUUUGGUCUCUGCAAGCAGAACGGAACGGUGAAAGCUUACGGCGCCGGGCUCCUGUCAUCUUACGGGGAGCUUGUUUACGCUCUGUCUAACGAGCCGGAGUACAAGCCGUUUAACCCGGAGGAGACAGCAGUGCAGCCGUACCAGGACCAAACAUACCAGCCUGUUUACUUUGUGUCUGAAAGCUUUGAGGAUGCAAAGACUAAGAUGAGGAGAUACUCUGCAACCAUCAAACGCCCCUUUGCACUUCGCUACGACCCCUUUACCUGCAGCGUGGAGGUUCUGGAUCAGCCCGGCAAGAUCCAAAACGCUCUGAGCCAGAUGAGAGAAGAACUGAAGACCCUUCACGGCGCCUUGGAGACAUUCAGCUCAUCUUAGGACCGGGAACAGAUAUUUCUGCAGAGAGAGAGAGAGAGAGAAAAGGAUGAACAUUUGAACAUUGUAUAAGAGAUCUACUAAUAUGACCACAAAGGGAAUCCAAAUGUAGUCCGGUUUGUGAGGUUCCGCAUGGCUAAUGGUUUGUGUGUAUAAUUUAUUAUGUAAAAACAAAAUAAAUGUUUAUUUUCAUGAAAAAGUCUCAAAACAUUUCAGAGAAACAGAAAAUGAUUAAGAUACUUUACUGCAGUAAAAUCUUACUUAAGUACAGGUAUGUAAGUACUAUCAGCGAUAAAUGUUCCCUGUCAAUGAUAUAUUAUAUAAUAUCUAAAGUUUCUGGAUUAAUAUUACUGC